UUCUCAAACCAAAUCAGUCACUCAAAGUUUGAAUCGAACCGCUAUCACCUUCGAGCAGAUCUUGAGAAAAUCUUCCUUGUAGUUUCUACACAGCGAGUUUAAAAUGGCCGGAGCUAAUGUGUUGCAAUCAGCCAUGCUGGCUAGCCCAGUGCUACGUAAUUCUAACCGGGCUAGAGUUAGCCAGCUUGUCUCUACUUCGUAUGCACCAAGGUUGCGUAAAAUGGUCCACACCACCACAGUGAAAUGCAUGGCAGAGGGAGAAAUGAAGGAGAAUAAUAACCAAGAUUUGCCUUCAGCAGAUCCUCUCUCUACACCACCUAAACCUCAACCUACUCCUACUCCUACUCCAAAGCCAAAGGUGAGCACCAAGUUCUCAGAUGUGUUGGCAUUUAGCGGUCCAGCGCCGGAGAGGAUCAACGGAAGGCUCGCCAUGGUCGGGUUUGUGGCAGCAAUAGCAGUGGAGCUAGCUAAAGGGCAAGACUUGUUAACACAAGUAUCCGAUGGUGGAGUCACUUGGUUUGUGGGAACAAGUGUACUGCUCUCUCUCGCAUCGUUGAUUCCAUUGUUUAAAGGGGUAAACGCAGAAUCGAAGUCCAAUGGUGUCAUGACUUCUGAUGCUGAGCUUUGGAACGGGAGAUUUGCUAUGUUAGGAUUGGUGGCAUUGGCUUUCACUGAGUUUGUGACAGGUGGAGCUCUUGUGUAGUUUCCUUUUUAUUUUCGUAAUAUGGAAUUAAAAGGACAUAGCUUUUGAACGCCUUGUAUUAAACGAAAUGAUUUGUUAGCUGCAUAUUGAAAAAAAUUAUUUACCAA
Mercurialis annua (annual mercury) is the source of this 810-nucleotide messenger RNA. Its product is annotated as early light-induced protein 2, chloroplastic. The coding region runs from base 104 to 703 and encodes 199 amino acids. The record is from RefSeq and is a predicted model, not a curated record. Lineage: Eukaryota; Viridiplantae; Streptophyta; Magnoliopsida; Malpighiales; Euphorbiaceae. The transcript is spliced from 3 exons.